AAGCACAAACACAGGAGUCUGAGUAUUGACUUCAGAUCUGCUUCACAGUCAAGAAUGAUGAAGGUUCUGUUGCUGGCUCUUGUUCUCGCACUGGUGUUUGCCAAUGGAUCUUCCUUGGUAUGUAACAGAUGUGUCCCCUCCAGACCUGGAGGAAGUUGUGUGACCACUAAAGAAACCUGUGGCUAUAAACAAGACACGUGUGUAUCUGCCAGGUUCACCAUACAACCCUAUUCCUACUUCCGGAGGUGCAUCAGCAUGGCAGACUGCAUAAUUCUUCAGUCCAGUCCCCAUAUGUCAGCCAGAUGCUGUCAGACGGACCGCUGCAAUUAACCAACCCAUCAUUCAAACCCACAGAACUUACAGGAAAAUACAAACUGGUGGCAUUUAAGAAGUGCAUUUCGGAGAAUUAAUCUUUAGAAUUAAUGGUAGUAACACAACAAUAGAUUAAUAUUUACAGGAUGGCGUAAACCCUUUAAAUUAGAACUUGGGUAAUUGUAUGAGCACAUAAUGACCUUAUGAUUGAAUGUAAUACAAUUUCAUUUUUCAAAAAUGUUCAAAAUGCAUGAAUAAAAUGUUGAACUAAAGGUGCAGUAGG
Danio aesculapii is the source of this 595-nucleotide messenger RNA. RefSeq names its product CD59 glycoprotein. The record is from RefSeq and is a predicted model, not a curated record. Bases 55 to 330 code for a protein of 91 amino acids. NCBI's taxonomy places the organism in Eukaryota, Metazoa, Chordata, Actinopteri, Cypriniformes, Danionidae. The transcript is spliced from 4 exons.